Brassica oleracea var. oleracea is the source of this 1395-nucleotide messenger RNA. RefSeq lists its product as uncharacterized. Lineage: Eukaryota; Viridiplantae; Streptophyta; Magnoliopsida; Brassicales; Brassicaceae. The transcript has a single exon. Bases 21 to 1376 code for a protein of 451 amino acids. The record is from RefSeq and is a predicted model, not a curated record.
UAAAAUCUGAAACCUACAACAUGAGUUUUGCAGGUGGGAGAGAUGGAUCAAAAGGUUUGAUAAAGAGGAUUACAUCAACUUUCUCCAUCAAUAAAAACCAAAACACAACAACAAAUGAUCCGAAACCAGUUUUUCCUCGGUCCAGAUCAACAGGUGCUAGCUAUGAAUCAAUGAAGCUGCGUCAGGGGAAAAAGGCUCUUCCUGAUGUCACAGCAAAAAAGACAAAGAGGACCAAAUCUGCUUGUGUCUCUCCUCAACGAAGACGUGAAAAGAUCGACGAGUCCAGGAAACAACAGAUUGAAGAUAUCGAUUCCAUUUGGUUGACUUCUGAUUCUUCUAGCUCCCUUCUAGGGGAACGUAAAGUCUCUGUCUCGUUUCACUUCUCACUCGACGAAAGCAUCGUCUCUUGGUUAUCAAAUGCUGCUAAGAAUCAAGAAGACACCAAAGACAAUCAUCAUCAUCAUCACCAGAAAAGUUCAAAGGAUGCAAAAUAUUCUUCAGAGAACAUACGAAAAGAUGGAAAAUAUGUUGGAACAGAUUCUGCAAAGCCGUGUUCUUCACAUUUACCUGAAAACAACAACAAGACUUGUGAAGAGACCUCUAGUUUCAACAGAUAUGUGAGUCGUGAGUUGACUUCGCAGAGUCACGAAGAAAAGAAAGUUACCUUCUCACUAGAAUCAGAUGCGUCUCCUUCACCGGUUAUCUCAAAUCUUUGGCCACCUACUCCUCCUAUAACCAUACUAGCAUCAGCUUUGGAGAAAGUUGCGGAGAUUGGAGGUUCAAAGAGAAGGAAUGUUGUGGAGCCGCUUUUCUGGCCAUUGGAGCAGAAGUUUGAUUGGACAACAGAUGAUAUAAUGAAGCAUUUCUCCAUGUCUCCUCAGAGAAAAAAAUAUAUUGGAUCCAAAAGUGCUAGCACCUCACCAAGGUCAAUGAGGGCACAGCUUCAUACAAGAAAGCUAGAUCUCAAAGAAGGGUGUAAGAGAAAACUCAUGUUCAAUGGUCGGCCUGGAUCAAACUCAAAACUAACACAGAUUCCAGAACUGAAACAAACAAUCAGCAGCGACCAACCACCCAUCAAGAACCGUUUGAAGAGGAACAAAAGUUUGCCAUCAAGGUUGAGAAACACCAGCGAAAUAUCUUCAAAGGUGGUACCUAUUGAAGCUACAGAAGAGAGUGUAGAGAUAAGUAGAGAGGAAAAGAAAACACCUAAGAAGCUUGUCAUGACCCGUAAGUCCAGAACUUUUUUAGAAGAUGACUUUGGUUUGAUGAAUGAUUUCUCUAUAGAAAACGCGGUGGGGCUUUGCGAGUUCAGGGGAAGAGAAGGCAUUGAUUCAGACUUCAACACUGAUUGUUUCUUGUUCGAAGAUUCUCUAUGAAAAGCAAAAGGCUUUAUAC